Molecule: messenger RNA, 975 nt
Organism: Bactrocera latifrons
Lineage: Eukaryota; Metazoa; Arthropoda; Insecta; Diptera; Tephritidae
Exons: 4
Coding region: 77-721 (214 amino acids)
Source: RefSeq, a predicted model, not a curated record
AACAAAGAAAAUAAUCUUAGGAGUGUAAGCACAUAAAUAUUUGUAUUGCGAUCUAAGGAAUAUGAAUGAAGAUUAGAUGAGUUUAAUGAACACUUUGAAUUGUGGUGCCAUGAUGGCUGCCAUGGAGAUGGAUGCUGAAUUGCAAAACAAAAAACGUAAGAACGCAAGAUAUUGGGUGAGUCCAUACCUUAAAGAACGGAUAGAGAAGGGAAGGUUCAUGUCCGACUUCGAAGCCUCGAGCAAUUCACCAUGUUUAUUUGUUGAAAACUUUCGCAUGCCAGCAGAAGUUUUCGAUGAACUUUAUGAGAUGUUGGAGCCACGUUUACUUCCGAAACGCAACAGUAGGCCGAAAGAUUUUAUUCCAAUUAAAGCCAAAUUGGCAGUGGUACUGGAAUACGUAGCUUCGGGGGAUUUGCAACGCCACAGUGGAAAACAUAUUAAUAUAAAAGCACCUCCAAAAAGUGGAAUUAUAUUUUAUAACUACAAAGGGUUCCAUUCAAUUGUGUUGCUGGCUACCUGUGAUGCGAAUUAUAAAUUUACCUAUUUGGAUAUAGGUGCUGAUGGAAGCGAAGGCGACUCUCAUAUUAUACGAAAUUCUAAAUUUGGUACCAGAAUUCUGAACGACACCUGUCUGUUUCCUCUUGACAGAGUAAUUAAUAAAAAAAAAAAUUGUCGCAUUUCAUUGUGGGAGACGACGCCUUUCCUUUAUGUAAACGCUUAAUUAAACCGUUUAGCGCCACACAACUCUCGAUAGAGCAAAGAAUUUUUAACUACAGGAUAAGUAGAGCUAGGCGGUGCAUUGAGAAUGCUAUAGGCAUUUUAACUGCAAGAUGGCUUUGCCUUAGAAAACUUUUAUUUUGCAAGCCUGAACGAGCGCAAGUUUUUGUUUCGGCAUGUUGCCUAUUGCAUAAUUUCCUUACAAAUAAGUGUCGCCGAAGGUAUAAUUCAAAUGCGUUUUCUGGUUUUGUAGAUAGC